AUGUCGCCUCAGCGGUGCAACGAGGAGGCCAGCAGCGCUGCGCCCUCCGACGGCAGGGGCAUCAGGCGCCGCGUCGAAGACCUUGAGGGUGCGACGCCUUGCGGAGGAGACGCUCGUGAAUUCACAGACCUCUUGCGGAGGAGAUGGGCCAUGGGAUCCAUCAGCAGCCCUGGCGUGAUCAAGUUCGCCAGGGCCGCGGCCUCCCAGGGGGCGCAGAACAUCGGCGCUUGCGCUGGUACAUCCAACCUGCAAUCCAAGCACGCGUUCAGGGCAGUGUGUCGCGCCGUUGGCACGCCAGCUCGAGCACCGCAGAUCAGCUGGGCAGAGCUGAAGAACACCAACGGCGACGUGAUCUUCCACCCGUUCGUCGACCCGAUCGACACGUUGGAGGCAUGGUACCGUAAGGGCCCUUUGGUGCUCAAACAACGGAUCACUGGAGAAGAUGGCGAGACCGCCCAAUUCUGGCACGCCCCUCGGGAUCACCCGACCUACAAGUGCAAUGCUUCGCGUAUCUCGUCCACUACUGUACCUUUGGGCCUACAUGGCGAUGCUGCCCCGACGUCGAAAGCCGACGGCCUUUUCACGCUUAAGUUCAACAGCCUGUUAGGCCAUGGCGACGCGAUUGCUACGAGAGAUGUCGUCACAGCAUUCAAGAAGUCGGAUCUCGACUUAGACAUGUUCGAGCAGAUGGUGGAUCGCAUUGCCUGGAGUUUCAACGCAUUGUUCAAAGGCGUGAUGCCCGCUCUUCAGCACAACGGCGUGCCCCACCCAGAGGCAGGCAGAACGUUGUGCUAUGGGGGAAUAUUCGCUACCAUUCAGAUGCGAGGUGAUUGGGAGUACUACUCGGAUUUCUUGCACCUCCACAGGCAUCUCAGUAACUUCUUCAAGAUCAUAUCUUUCAGGUUUGAGGGCAUCGUGGUAGAGAUUCUCCAUUGUUUGGACCUGGGCGUGUCCAGCCACCUAAUAGCAAACGUGCUCGUCGAAAUCAUGGCGCGCGGGCAAUGGGGCCCGAACAGGGAAUCACACAUGCAAGGGCUUGUGGCCGACAUCAAGCAGUGGCGCCGCUCGCACAAGCUCGCCCACAGGCUGCAGGGCGAGCUUGUCUUCGCCAGGCUUCGCACGCAGGCCGACUGGCCGACGCUAAAGGCGCCUUAG
Molecule: messenger RNA, 1155 nt
Organism: Prorocentrum cordatum
Lineage: Eukaryota; Dinophyceae; Prorocentrales; Prorocentraceae
Source: the annotation of a GenBank genome assembly